GGUGAAAUCGCUUGCCAUCUUUCAUGGUGUGACCUGUGGUCUGUCUGACUUGUGAGGGGCUGGUACAGUUUGGUGGAUGUUAGGCAUAAAUCAGAUGGCCUUCCAUGACGGUCUUGUGCCUUCAACUUUAAAACUUGACACCCGCCCAAAAACCCAUCAACCAAAUAGCACUCCUUUCUAAUUCUCUUCUCAAAAGCCCACUUUAAGUUCAUCCUCAUCUUCAUCAAUCUACAACUUUCUUCUGCCAAUUUUAUUGUUCUUUUGGUAAUCAUGGCAAUCAUGUACAAAAUGGUCAUUUUCUUCUCUAGUUGUAUUCUUGGGUGAGAGAGAGUUGGCUGUGAUAGAGAUCUGUUUUGUCUUUUGAUUUCCGCAAAGAUUUCAGGUUGUUAAAACCAAAGCUCAUAGAUUUGGUUCCAUGUAUCUACACUCAUCCACGUGGUACGCACUUUAAAAGUCUCAUUUCUGAUCAAACAUGUUAUUUAGAUUUUGUUCCUAUUUCCAAUUCAAAUCUUCCAAUCUCUAACUUACAUCUGUCCAUAAGUCACUGUCCGUACAAAUUUUGGUUCUUCCUAUGCAUUGGUGGCAAGUUCACUGUAUCUAGAUGCUAAGACAUUUUUAAGAAGCAGCCUUGGUGUCUGCUCUUUUUUUUCUUUUAAAUACGCAUGGUUUUCUAGCCACCAGCAUUCAAAGCUUGUCGGUUGCAGUGUUUACAGGUGUCCCUCUUUGUAAGUACCCAAAACUCGUGAAUUUCACCAAUCCUAAACACUUUACAUUGCCUCGAUGGAUAGUUCUUUGUCCUGAUUGGAAAACAAAUUUUAUUUUAGUUUCUUUUGUUUUUAUAUGUAUACACAGUUAUCUAUAGUUGUAAUCGCCAUUUCUUAAUUUGUUUGCAAUUGGUUCCUCGGUUAAUCCUCUUCUCUUUUGGAGCAUAUUCAAACCAGCCCAUUUAAAAUUUCCCCCAGUCUAAUGUUUUUCUUCCUGAUCUCCUUUUGCUCUUUCAUCCUACUUUCAUGGAAGAGUGGGAUGAGGUUGUUGUCACUGCCCUGGUUUUGGAGAGAAGUAUCAAGUCUUCUUCUGUCGUGGUUCGGAAAAAGUAGAUUUGCUAUUGAUUUCUUUCGAGUUUCCAUUGACAUUCCAUCGAUGAACAAGGCUGCUUGUUCAAGAGUGGGAGACUUGGAGGAGAAUGAGGAGGCUUCUUGUUUAUUGGAUUUACCCGAAUUGGCCUUGGAAUGCAUUCUUGAGCGGCUUUCGCCAGCUGAGUUAUGUACUAUGGCAAGAGUAUGCAGCUCUUUGAGAGAUGUGUGUACAAGUGAUCAUUUAUGGGAGAAACACAUGAAACAAAAAUGGGGUAAACUGAUUGGUGAUGCCGCCUAUCGUGAAUGGAAAUAUCACAAUGCUACAAGAAAAAGAACAACCCAUUUGGAUAGCAGAAAGCGUAAGGGUUUGUUAAGGUAUAUUCCAAGUUUGUGGAUUAAGCCAAAAUUGAGAUGUGUUAUUGAUCAGGGGAGUUCUUUAUCAGUUGAUUCGAUCAUGGAUUGGUAUCUCUCCCUUGAGAGUGGCCGGUUCUCGUUCCCGGCUCAGGUCUAUAACCGCGAGGUGCAGAAUGGCCAUAUCGGGUUUAUGUUGUCAUGCUAUGAUGCUGCAAUUAGUUAUGACUCCUGUACAGACACAUUUAGGGCAAGGUACUCACCACUUGGGGGGCAUACAAUAGAGGAGAAUGUAGAGUGGAAAAGGCUAAGAGCACCACCUGUUGAUACUCCUGCACAUGUUCUUCAUGUCUCUGAUUGCUUAAAUGAUUUAAAACCCGGAGAUCAUAUUGAGAUUCAGUGGAGAAGAAACAAGGAGUUCCCUUACGGUUGGUGGUAUGGAGUUGUUGGUCACUUGGAUUCGUGCAGUGGCAACAUAAUUCAUUGUCGAUGCCAUAGUAGUGACACGGUGAUACUGGAGUUCAAGCAGUACACCCCUGCCUCGCGAUGGAGUCUGGCAGUGAUAAACAGGAAGGACCACCGAGAAGUAGGCAAUGAAGUGGAUGGCUUUUAUGGAGGCAUCAGAAAGCUAUACCGCGAGGAGGACAUCUCAAUGUGGCUGCACCUACAGCCACUCUCCGUCUUGGAAUAAAAUGCACACAGCAUUCUACUAACACUCAUUACUCAUCUGUAAUGAACCCUAUAGCCAACCCCAAGUCUUGGAAUAGUAUGCUGCAGCUUGCACACAGCAUUCCACUAACACUCAUGACUCAUCUGUAUUGAACCACAAGCUUCUCUUUUUUGUUUUUUCUUUUUUUCUCUUCAAAAUUCGAAAGAAAUGUUUGAUCAUACAACUGUACAAGCAGUUUUUUAAGACACCAUGGUUAGGCUUUCGCUUUGUUCUAUAGAUAGGGAGGCCUGACCGAUGCAGAGAGGAUGUACCACUGUAUGAUGAUAUCCAAGUUUAUGAUGAAAAAUGCUAAUAUAGUUUUGUUGAA
Molecule: messenger RNA, 2464 nt
Organism: Cornus florida
Lineage: Eukaryota; Viridiplantae; Streptophyta; Magnoliopsida; Cornales; Cornaceae
Product: F-box protein At2g26850-like
Exons: 5
Coding region: 967-2118 (383 amino acids)
Molecular function (GO): protein binding
Source: RefSeq, a predicted model, not a curated record